AUGGCCUAUGAGCCUCGUGGAGACUAUGGCGAUCGGGGUGGUGGCCAGGAUGGCGCAUUUAUGAAAGUACGAGGCCGAAGACCUGUGACGGACUAUAGUGCCAGUGUCCUCCAUUGGAUGCGAGACCGCGCCCCCAACUACAGAGGCGGCUACACGGGUGAGAGGGAGCGUCCAAGCGCAAGCUACAUUGUGGAUAUGAUUCCACCGGCAGGACGACCAGUGUUCCCGGCUGAUUCUAUCCCGGCCAAGCACCUCCAUUCUUCUCUGAACAAGAUCAAACACCCUAUCAAUGUCGUUCGAUGGACCCCAGAGGGACGCAGACUGCUCACAGCUUCGACCAGCGGCGAAUUCACUCUCUGGAACGGCACUGGCUUCAAUUUUGAGACUAUUAUGCAGGCUCACGAUUCCGCCAUCCGAGCCCUGGAAUACUCACAUAGCGACGACUGGUUGAUCUCGGGUGACCAUGAUGGAGUCAUCAAGUACUGGCAGCCAAAUUUUAACAACGUCAAGAGUAUCAAUGCUCAUACAGAUCCCAUCCGGGACCUUGCAUUCAGCCCCAACGACUCCAAGUUUGUCACCGCCUCGGACGACUCCACUCUCAAGAUCUUCGACUUUGCCCUUGGCCAGGAAGAGCUGAAGCUUGAAGGCCACGGCUGGGAUGCCAAGUCUGUGGACUGGCACCCUACAAAAGGAUUAAUCAUUUCCGGAUCCAAGGAUCACCUGGUCAAGCUUUGGGACCCUCGUACUGCGCGAGCCCUGACUACUCUCCAUAGUCACAAGAGCACAAUCACCAAGGUCCUGUUCGAGAAGAAGCUCGGUCGGUGUUUUGCGACCUCUGCACGAGACCAGACAGCUCGUGUCUUUGACUUGCGAAUGAUGCGCGACAUUGUGCUAUUGAAAGGCCAUGAAAAGGACAUUUCGACCUUGACUUUCCAUCCCAUACAUGCCAACCUCCUCUCCACGGGUGGCAUGGACGGUUCAUUGUUCCAUUACAUGCUAGAUACACCAAAUCCCCCGGCAGGCCAGCCCCUGACUGUCGCCCCUUAUGACAGCCUCGACCCAGAGUCAACUCCUGCCCAGUCAAUAUGGCCCACACACAGGGUUCCGUUUGCUCAUGAUUAUGCUAUUUGGUCUCUUGAUUGGCAUCCCCAGGGUCACAUUCUUGCGUCUGGGUCAAACGAUCGUAUUACUCGAUUCUGGGGCCGUGCUCGGCCGGGUGAGACGGAAAUUUUCCAGGACCGGUACCAUAUUGGCGAAGCAGCUGCCGAGGCACAAGGAACCUGGGAUCGCCGUGGCAACCGCCGCCAGCGACAGGAGGAAGAGCAGCGUGAGCUGGAGGACGAGAUGGACGCUCUGGUCGACCAAGAUGCGCAAAAGUCUGGUGUUCCCGGCUUGACUGGUGGCAUUCCCGGUCUACCUUUGGGCGGCGGUGCUGUCCCUGGCCUCGGCUCAAGCAUCCCGCCGCCUCCAAUUGUGCCUGGAGUCGGUGCUGGCUCAGCCGUGCCGCCUCUGCCUCCGCCUCCCCCCUUCGCCAUCCCCGGCUUCAACGGAGCACCGCCGCCUCCACUGCCCGGACUGGAUCUCCACAACCCUCCUGACCCGGCGAAGCUGCUCGAGUUGAUGCAGCAGGCCGGUAUGCCCAUGCCACCUCCAGGAUCUCUUCCUCCAGGUUUGAUCCCACCGCCUGGAGGUAUGCCCCCACUGCCGGGCAACUUUCCGCUUCCCAUCCCUCCACCGAUGAACCCCAAUGACUCGGAUCGUCGGCGCAUACCUCUCCCUAGCCAAGAAGAGAGUCUUCGACAAGAGCAACGACAUGGAAAGUAUACCCGCGCGCGGUAA
Messenger RNA from Trichoderma atroviride IMI 206040, 1839 nucleotides. RefSeq lists its product as uncharacterized. The record is from RefSeq and is a predicted model, not a curated record. Gene Ontology annotation, cellular component: mRNA cleavage and polyadenylation specificity factor complex. Lineage: Eukaryota; Fungi; Ascomycota; Sordariomycetes; Hypocreales; Hypocreaceae. Gene Ontology annotation, molecular function: protein binding.